Molecule: messenger RNA, 1335 nt
Organism: Cornus florida
Lineage: Eukaryota; Viridiplantae; Streptophyta; Magnoliopsida; Cornales; Cornaceae
Product: probable inactive receptor kinase RLK902
Exons: 2
Coding region: 327-1253 (308 amino acids)
Biological process (GO): protein phosphorylation
Molecular function (GO): ATP binding; protein kinase activity
Source: RefSeq, a predicted model, not a curated record
AUGUGAAAGGAAGAAGAAAGGUCAUUUCCAACCAUUUCACUCUCCCUUGAGCCUUAUCCAUGUGCGUUGACUUUUGGAGUAUAUAUAGUAACAAAAAAGAACAACAGAGAGAGAGAAGUGGGAAGAAGAAGAAUUCUGCAAAACCAUCAAGGAUUGCCUUGUAACUUCGAAGUCUUUUUCUUUUGGGGAUAGUUAGUUAUGUUCUCUAGCUUUUGAUUUUUGCCCAAUUGGUGAUCUUGGGUUUCGGGAUCAACUCGGUUAUCAGAUCACUUGUUAUAGUUUGUAAAUCCCAAAAUUUUGAAUUCGAAAAAGUUGCAGGUACAACAAUGGCUAUGAGUGCUGAAGCUGAUAAUAGUAAGAAUGAUGGGUUGGUGUUCUUUGGGAAGGGUGUUAGGCCAUUUAAUUUGGAUGAGUUGAUUAAUUCUGAAGCUGAGGUUUUGGGGAAGGGUACCUUUGGGAGUAGCUACAAGGUGGAUUUGGAGGGAAAGGGUGGUGUUGUGGCUGUGAUCAGGUUAGAGGCUGCAGGUCAUGUUUCCGAGAUGGAAUUCAAAGAAAGGGUUGAAAGGUUAGGAGAGUUGGUUCAUGAGAAUUUGCUUCCUCUUAAAGCUUAUUGUUGGCAUAUUGUUGAGAGGCUUCUUCUAUGUGAUUACAUGCCUAUGGGAAGCUUGUCUGCUCUUCUCCAUGGGGGAAAAGGUGCAGACAAGACUCUACUCAGUUGGAAAGUUAGGAGUAGAAUUGCUUAUGAAGUUGCCCGUGGCAUCGAGUAUCUACAUUCACGAGGCCCCAAUUUCUGCCAUGGAAACAUAAGGUCUUCCAAUGUUCUCCUGACCAGUUCCUACAGUGCCCAAAUCUCGGGUUUUGGCAUAGCCCAACUGGUUUCACCUGGAUCCAAAUCCAACCUCAUUCCGGGCUAUCACGCGCCUGAGGUUACAAAUACUGAAAAGGUUUCCCGGGAGGCUGAUGUUUAUAGCUUUGGUGUCCUGCUUUUGGAAAUGCUGACCGGUGAGUCCUCCUCGGGUGCCAUUUCCAACAAGAAAGGGUUCGACCUGCCUAAGUGGGUGCGAUUGUUGUUUCAGGAGAAGCCAAUCUUCGAUGUGUUCGACAAUGAGCUGCCAAGGAACAAGAAGACCGAGGAGGAGAUGGUCCAGAUGUUACAACUUGCAAUUUGUUGUACUUUCGAAUAUCCUAACAAGCGACCCUCAAUGGCUGCAGUGUCGAACAGGAUCAAGGAGGUUUGUGGAGUUGAGACAUAACGAUUGAUUGUACAAGCAAUUUUCAAGUACAAAAUAAAUAGCUAGCAGAAAAAACACAACAUGAUCUCAAUUUCAAUGAAUA